Hypoxylon trugodes is the source of this 1496-nucleotide messenger RNA. RefSeq names its product mitochondrial biogenesis AIM24-domain-containing protein. Gene Ontology annotation, biological process: inner mitochondrial membrane organization. Gene Ontology annotation, cellular component: mitochondrial inner membrane. The transcript is spliced from 3 exons. Bases 19 to 1281 code for a protein of 420 amino acids. Lineage: Eukaryota; Fungi; Ascomycota; Sordariomycetes; Xylariales; Hypoxylaceae. The record is from RefSeq and is a predicted model, not a curated record.
GAUUGGCCGGAUGAAUGAAUGAGAAGGUUAUUUUUUAAUUCAUUCGUCAUAAUUCUCCAAAAGCUCUACCCAAGCUUUCUCUUUCCAACACCAACGACGGUCACAUCGUUCAACGCCGCUACCAUGCGAGGCGUCUCUCUUCUGGCUAGGAGAGGUCGGCCAGAUCAAUUGGCAUAUCGGACAAGUUACGUCUGUCGCCAAUGUAGAGCUAUUCAAAUUAGCUCCUCUCCUUCCACCGGAUCACCUCGUCUCGGCAAUGAUGCGUUUGGUAUAUCGAUCAACGCAUCUAAAGAUGUCGCAGAUGCCCGAUUCGAGGUGCUAGGAUCACCUUACUCCCUCCUCUCCGUCUCCCUAUCCGCUUCGCAAAGAUUAUACACACGCCGCGGCACACUCGUCGCGGUAUCGGGCAAAGCGCAAAAUGCGCAAUCCACGCUCUCCGUCCUCUCUCCCUUCACCCGAGCCAUCACCGGCGUACCAUUCCUCUACCAACGCAUAACCUCGACAACACCCCUCACAGCCUUAGUAUCCACCAAAUCACCUACUACGACAUUCACCGUUCUCCAUCUCGACGGCACGACAGAUUGGAUGGUAGCCCAACGCUCCGCGCUACUAGCAUGGACCGGUUACACCCUAUCCGUAACCCCACGAAUCCAAACCCGCCUUCCACUCGCACACUGGGGUUCCUCCGAACUCACCGGUCGCGGUCUAGCCGCCCUCUCCGCUCCAGGUCACAUAUACCAACUUUCCCUCGCCGAGGGCGAAGAAUUCGUCGCACACCCCUCCCACGUCGUCGCAUACACGUUAUCUAAAAACCCACCUCUACCCUUCCGCUUCAAGAGCUCGGGCAUUAGGUUCCAGGUCCCGGCGAUAACGAACUGGUUGGGAGAUACGGAGUUUUUGAAGAAUAUGCGUAAGACGGAGGUUUAUAAGUUCCUGUCGAGGGUACUGUUUGAUUUACGCACGGUGGCGCGACGGACGAUUUGGGGUGAUAGGUUGUUUCUUCAGUUUAGAGGGCCGGUUACGGUACUGAUGUCGAGUCGGGGGGUGAGGGUUAGUGAUGUGUUGACUAGGGAUGAUGUUAAUGAGAUUGCGGAUGCGCCGAUGGGUGUUGCGCCACAGGCUGUGGAGUUGGCUGCUAGGCCGAAGACGAAAGGGGGGGGAGGGAAGGGAGAGGGAGAGACGGAGGAUAAGGCGAAGGUUAAUAUUAAUGUUGCGAGCGUGGGGAAAGAUGGGAAGGUUGAGUUUAGGGAUGCGGCGAAUUUGAAGGAUUUUGAGAGGUAGAAUCCUAUGUGUAGGGCUGUUGAUAUGAAAAUUAAAAAGUGUAUUAUACGGCAAUUACUAGAAUUCCAACGGGGUCGCACGUCGCGUUGCCCCUUUAGAGUUGAGGAAUAGAUGUACGAUAUCCCCAUAAACUUACCACAUAUGAACUCUUAUACAUUGGGUGGCAUGUAGUCAAGAGUGUAUACUCGAUAUACAAUUUAAAUUGCUACUAGAAA